AUGAUUUUAUUGAAAAUAUUUCUCUUCACAUUUUUUAUUCAUACUUCCCAUCAACUUAACAAUGGUCUUGGUCGAACACCUCAAAUGGGAUGGGAGGGUUGGAAUUAUUUAGGAUGUAAUUUCAAUGAAAAGGUCAUUCAACAAACAUCAGAUGCAAUGGUUGCCACAGGUCUUGCUGCUCUCGGUUAUGAAUAUGUUGAAGUUGAUUGUUGGCAACUGAGUCGAGAUGCACAAGGUACUAUUCAAGCUGAUCCAGAAAAAUUUCCAAAUGGUAUGCCAGCUCUUGUCGAUUAUGUUCAUUCACGAAAACUUAAAUUCGGAAUCUAUUCAGAUGCUGGAUUUAAAACAUGUGAUGAUCUACCAGGUUCAUUGCACUAUGAAACUAAAGAUGCCAAUACAUAUGCUUCAUGGGGUGUAGAUUAUUUGAAAUAUGACAAUUGUUAUGAUGAUGGAACUAAACCAGAAGUAAGAUAUCCAAUUAUGAGAGAUGCAUUGAAUGCAACUGGAAGACCUAUCUUCUUUGCCAUGUGUGAAUGGGGUAUUGAUUCACCUGCUCUUUGGGCAGCCAAUGUUGGAAAUAGUUGGAGAACAACACAAGACAUUAAAGAUAACUGGAAAUCGAUGUUGUAUAACAUUGAUAUUAACAAUGAAUUUGCAGAUAGAGCAGGUCCUGGUGGUUGGAAUGAUCCUGAUAUGCUUGAAGUUGGAAAUGGUGGUAUGACUGAUACAGAAUAUGUUUCUCAUUUUUCUCUUUGGGCUAUCAGUAAAGCACCACUUCUUAUUGGAUGUGAUGUUACUAAGAUGAGUGCAGCUACUUUAUCAACUCUUACAAAUCCUGAAGUAAUUGCUGUUAAUCAAGAUCCAUUAGGUAUUCAAGGAAAGAAAGUUGCUUUUCAACCAUCACAAUUAAAGAAUGCAUCAAGUGAUGUCAUUGUUGUUAAUUGUUCAUCAUUUUCAUUAAAUAUAAAUCCAGAACGUUUUCAAUGGAGAUACUAUAGUCAAGAUGGAUCAAUUCGUUCAGUUUUUGAUGGUCGAUGUCUCUCAAUUGAAAAUUGUAGUAGUGCAGAAACUGCAAAUAUUGUAAUGAAUGAAUGUCAUAUAGAUGAUCCACAUGCACAAUGUCAAGGAAAAAAUCAACAAUGGAUUAUUAAUACAGUAGAUCAAACUAUUAUUUCUAAAAUGAAUGGAAAAUGUUUGGAUGUAUAUAAUUUUGAUGGACCAAAUGUAGAUGUACAUACAUGUAAUAAACAAGAUAAUCAAGCAUGGAUAUGGAAUUCAAUUGAUGGAACAGUUCGAAAUAAAUACAAUGGUGCAUGUUUAACAUCACAAGCAGAACUUGAAAUAUGGGCAGGUCCACUUUCAGAUGGUUCACAAGCAGUACUUUUAUUCAAUCGAGUUAAUAGUGGAAGUGAACCAAUCACUGUUGAAUGGAGUGAUAUUGGUUUUCCUACUAAUCAUUCAGCUAUUGUUCGUGAUUUAUGGGCACGUAAAGAUCUUGGAACAUUUACUGGUAGUUAUACAUCACCUAACAUUGAUCAUCAUGCAGUCGUGAUGUUAAAAAUUACUCUUACUAAGUAG
Rotaria sordida is the source of this 1578-nucleotide messenger RNA. The record is from the annotation of a GenBank genome assembly. Lineage: Eukaryota; Metazoa; Rotifera; Eurotatoria; Philodinida; Philodinidae.